Molecule: messenger RNA, 654 nt
Organism: Drechmeria coniospora
Lineage: Eukaryota; Fungi; Ascomycota; Sordariomycetes; Hypocreales; Ophiocordycipitaceae
Exons: 5
Coding region: 1-654 (217 amino acids)
Biological process (GO): mitochondrial electron transport, NADH to ubiquinone; mitochondrial respiratory chain complex I assembly
Cellular component (GO): membrane
Molecular function (GO): 4 iron, 4 sulfur cluster binding; NADH dehydrogenase activity
Source: RefSeq, a predicted model, not a curated record
AUGCUCGCCCGCCGCCAGCUCCUCGUCCCGACCUCCGCCCUCUCCUCCCGCACAGUCACCGCCGUCCGGAUACUCCAGCAGCAGCAGCGCGGCUACGCCACCCCCAAGGGCGCCCCUCCCACAAGCUUCCGCACGAGCAAGCGUGUCGAGUGGCCCUGGGACAAGAACAGCACCCUCGAUCGCAUGGGCAAGUUUUUCCUCAUGACCGAGAUGGCCAGGGGCAUGUACGUCUUGCUCGAGCAGUUCUUCCGACCUCCGUACACCAUCUAUUAUCCGUUCGAAAAGGGCCCCAUCUCCCCCCGGUUCCGCGGCGAGCACGCCCUCCGACGAUACCCCUCUGGCGAGGAGCGCUGCAUCGCCUGCAAGCUGUGCGAAGCCAUCUGCCCGGCCCAGGCCAUCACCAUCGAGGCCGAGGAACGGGCGGAUGGCUCCCGACGCACCACCCGGUACGACAUUGACAUGACAAAGUGCAUCUACUGCGGCUUCUGCCAGGAGUCCUGCCCCGUCGACGCCAUCGUCGAGAGCCCCAACGCCGAGUACGCCACCGAGACGAGGGAGGAGCUUCUGUACAACAAAGAGAAACUCCUUUCCAACGGCGACAAGUGGGAGCCCGAGCUCGCCGCCGCCAUCCGCGCCGACGCACCCUACCGAUGA